UGUCAAAAGAAGACCAUAAUGUACAAUAAUAAGUGAAUAAAUAGAUGACACAAAAUAUAAACAAUGUACAGCGUAAACAGUAAAUUGCACAAAUAAUUUAAAUAUUGCUUGUGGCCAGGUACAUCUCAUAAUUGUGACUUUAUUCAUGCAUAUUCCCAUAAUAUUUUGACUUUAUUAUUAUAACAUAAUUUUUCUGAAACCUAAUUUUCCUAAAUAAUUACAACCUUAUUUGUUGUUUCUCAUAAUAUUCAUUCAUUUUCUACCGAUCAUCUUAUCCUAUCUAACGCUUAAUUACUAUUUUGACUUUCUCCUUGUAAAAUUACAAUUUUUUUCAUGUUAAAAUGCUAUAAAAUUACAUGUAAUUUAAAUUAUAUAUCAGAAAACUGGCAGCACAAAUCCAGGAAUAGAGCAAGGAUGUUCAAAGUGUGGCCUGCAGCUGUUUUUUUAAUAACACAUUAUAAAAAUGUCAUUAAAAAGUUGCUUUUUGGAAAAAGCAACGAUGAUGACUUUCUUUACUACUUUACUACUUUAGCAUGCUUUCAUUUUUUUUAAAUAUAUUUUUCUACUUUUGACUUCAGCACUUUACACGUUAAUUGAAACACAUUACCUUUUUUGUGGCUUUUAAAUUUGUUUUAUUUCUAGCACAGCUCAACGCUUACACGUCUCAUCAGUCUUUGAAUAAAUAAAUAAAAAAUACGUGAACGCACCACUGUUGUCAAACCGGAAGUGAGAGCGGAGGUCCUACUUGAGAAGCUAGUAGACCUAGCUCCGAACCGCGGUGCCUCCCGGCCCGGCAUGGACUAUGGACCUGGAGGAGGCUUUCCAGGUGGUCGGGGAGUUCGGGGCCUAUCAGAAGCGAGCCGUGUGCACCCUGGCUCUGACCCAGCUGUAUAUGGCCUGUCAGUCCAUGUUGAUGGUUCUGAUCGGAGCGCCUCCAGACGUCCACACGCAGCAGCAGGACGGCCUCCAGUCGUCCGUGGCCCUCUCCGGGGAUGUGGACUCCAUUGUGACAGAGUGGCUCCUGGUCAAGCAGCAGGCGUACAAAGUCAGCUUAGCGGGAUCGCUCUUCUUCGCCGGCCUCCUCCUGGGCAAUGUCAUCUUUGGGCCGCUUUCAGACAAGAUCGGCAGGAGACCCGUUUACUUGGCGGGGCUUUUAUUUGAGGUGCUCUUCGGUUACAUGACGGCAGCGGCGCACAGCUAUGAAGUUUUUGCAGCGUCCCGCCUCAUGGUGGGCCUCAUGAACGGCGGCAUCGGCCUGGUCUGCUUCGUGCUCACUCAGGAGUAUGUGGGCAAGUCCUACUGGGCCAUGACGGGAACGCUAACCAGUAUGACCUUUGCGGUCGGCAUCGCUCUCUUUGGAGCGCUGGGCUACGUCAUCAGGCCCUGGAGAACCCUGGUCAUGGUGGCCAACUCUUCGGGCGUGCUCUGCUUCCUGUUGUCAGUCACGCUUCCAGAGUCUCCACGCUGGCUGUACUGUCGGAACCAGACGGGGCGGGCGGAGGAGGUCCUGCGCUACAUGGCGCAAAGGAAUGGUAGCCCCGCCCCCAACCUGACUCUGCGGCGAGUGGGUGGCGCCAAGGGCGGUAGCGACAAAAGCACUGGAGUCCUGCAGCUGGUGACCCACCCGGUUCUCCGCUUCCGGACGGUGGUCCUGAUGUAUGUCUGGUAUGUGUGCAGUCUGGUGUAUUACGGCCUGACGCUGGGCGCCAGUCAGACGUCUGGAAGUCGUUACGUGAACGUGGCCAUGUACGGCCUGGUGGAGCUGCCCGCCUACCCGCUGUGUGUUUACUUCAUCAACAAACACUGGGCCGGCAGGAAGAAAAGUAUGUCCGCCUUUUUGUGUCUGGGUGCUUGUGCCUGCCUCUGCACCAUCUUCAUCCCAGACAACACAGAGACGUCGCUGGGCGCCACGUUGGCGCUUUUAGGAAAGCUGAUGGUGAGCGCGGCCUUCAACAUCGCCUACGUUUACACGUCAGAGCUCUACCCCACCGUGGUCAGGAACGCCGGCCUGGGAGUUUGCUCCAUGUCGUGCAGGGUCGGAGGAAUCCUCGCUCCGUUUGUUCCCGCCACGCGAGCAUUGGCCGCGUCCAUGCCCUUUACCGUCUUCUGUGUGAGCGGCCUCUCUGCCGGAAGUCUGGUCCUCCUGCUGCCAGAAACCUUGAACACGUCGCCGGCUGAGACCGUGGAAGAGCUCAGCACCGGCCGCAGCCGUGUUCUGGAGAACAAGCCUCUUCUUUAUGAAGAUGGGAGGUGGGAAUCAAGCCUCAAAUGAAGCCACUGCCAUCGUCUUCAUCAGCAACGAAGCCGACUUCACAACCGGUGAUCCCACUGGAGUGGGAGACAACGCGGCCUUCAGAUUGAAUGUUGCCUUUGACUGUUUGUUUGAUGUCUAUUUUUAUGAGACAUUUUCUUUAUUGUUCUGCUCAAGAAGUGAAAGUGGACUGCUUUGAGCCUCAUGCCACCGUGUGGUUAACCGCUUUAUCCGUGGGACAAAUUUAAAAACAUUUAGUGGUGUUCAGUUAAUUAGGGUGACGAAAUAAAAGACGUU
Doryrhamphus excisus (bluestripe pipefish) is the source of this 2548-nucleotide messenger RNA. It is a transcript of the gene slc22a15, whose product is annotated as solute carrier family 22 member 15. The record is from RefSeq and is a predicted model, not a curated record. Gene Ontology annotation, biological process: transmembrane transport. Gene Ontology annotation, molecular function: transmembrane transporter activity. Gene Ontology annotation, cellular component: membrane. Lineage: Eukaryota; Metazoa; Chordata; Actinopteri; Syngnathiformes; Syngnathidae.